UUUGCAUCGAUGUUACGUUGCCCUUGACUCCCUCCAUUUAAUUGCUGUUUUUAAAAAGUUCUUCGCGUAAAAUCAAGAAAAAUCGUUUUUACUUGAUUUAUCAAACUGUGAAAAGUGACUUCAAAAGUGAUAAAAGUGUUUAGUGUGCAGGUGUUAGCUUAAAUUUAUGUAGCGUCACCUGACCGAGCUCAUUGUCAUUUCCCGCCAUUGUGGCUAAUGUAAAAACUAAUUUCUACUUUACUGCGAAUAUUCAGUGUGGUUUAGAUGUAGAACAACUUUAAUUAUUGUACUUAAGUUAUGUCAUUACACGGCAAUGAUGUUUGUUUGCUAGAAGUGGAAGAUUACAACCUGUACGAGGAAGAAGCAUCGGAUCACGCUUUCAGCAGGAACGAAAAGCACUCAGGUUCUGGAAGUAAGACCAUGGAGGCAGAGAAGAGGAUUCGGCGCGAAAUUGCUAACAGCAAUGAGCGCAGACGAAUGCAGAGCAUCAAUGCCGGCUUUCAGGCCCUGCGCACUCUUUUACCGCGACAUGAAGGCGAGAAGUUAAGCAAGGCUGCUAUAUUACAACAAACAGCUGAAUAUAUUUACUCCCUUGAGCAAGAGAAAACAAGACUCCUGUCACAGAACUGUCAAUUGAAAAGAUUGUUGAAUCAGCAUGAAGGAGGUGAAGUACCUUUGAAGAAAAGAAAAAAUGACAUAUUGUCUCAUGUACCAUCAGUCAUCCCACCUGAUUCUACUGAUGAUACUAUUACUAAUUCAAGAUCGCCUGAACCUGUUGCUGUUAUCACUGUAACAAGUGUGUCCCAGAAGAAAGAGGCAGAGGGAGGAGAACUUCGCUCACAGUUAGAUCGUGAGAGACGACUUCGACGUCUGUUGGAAGAACGUUUGCAUGCUCUGGAAGGGCAAAUUUAUCCUGACACCAACCACUCGACUCGGUUUGAGCAAACAGAUUCCACGGAGUGCAAGGUGGAGACCGAGACCAUAGAAGAGCUCCCUGUGGAGGUCCCACCCGCACCCGCGCCGAUCGCACCGCCUCCAGCUCGCGUCACGCACCCGGCGCCGCCCGCACCGUCUGCACCACUGCUUGAAGCUGCUAUCAAAGCCGAGCCUCGCGUUGAAGUAGAGGUUUUACCAGAUGCGGCCCAUGAAACACCUUCACGCUUGUAUCUCGCCAGUACGAGCCGCCAAAACUUGGAAACCAUCGUAGAAGCAAUUCGCCACCUGGAAGGCGAUCAUUUGUUCCGCGAGGAGGCUGGUGAUGCUCCCCUGGCACUCACUAAGAAGGUAGAGCGCGCGCCGCCGUCGCGGCCCGGCGUCAUCGUCGUGAAGCACUCGUGAUCGCGUUGAGCGCCGUCGCCGCUCGGACUCGUCUCGUUAAAUCGCUUUCGCUCUGCAAGCGCUCCUCAUCCUCCUCGAAUAUAGUUUUAAAACCUUAGUUGUUUAAUUGUCUUUUCCAAAGUGACAAAUUGAUAAGUCUGCAUCUUUGUUUUUUAUUGCAUUAAAGUCAAAUCAAAAGUAGUAGAGUGUAGCUGAGUGCAUUGUAGCAUGAUGUCGAUCGGCGCUGUGCUUAGUUUAGUCUCAAAUGUAAUUAAUUUAAAGUUGGAAUGUUGUGUUACUCUGGCUUUAGUACAUGUUUGACUUGAUGGAUUGGGGACUGACUGACUUGGGUAAGAUAAGAUGAAGGAAGGUAAUAAAGGGAUAGUGUGCCGCGUGCCAAUUAUUACUUCAUGACGUCUUUAGAAAAGUUUAGGAUAUAGGCGAGUGUGUGGAAGGUCUUUUAUAAUUAGGCUUUGUGAUAAUUUUUGUACUACUUUACCUAAUAGAAUUGGAGUGUAAGGUUUGAUAAUACCAUUGGUGGAAGCAAUAAAUCAACAUGAGAUUGGUACUAAAGGGUUGUUGUAGGUAAUGUUACAGCAAUAUUAUGCAUCAAGUGAUUUAAAUCAUCUUCAAGCAUUUUAGUCAAGUACAUGUUAAUAGAAGAUUGGAUUUAGGUAAUUAUGUAUGUGGGCAUGCGGCUACAAGACGUCUGACUUGCAAGCAUUCAUUUUGAAAGAUUUUAAUUACUUGUGUAGUUUAAUGCUCCAUAUUAUGAUGAUUAUAUAUGAUCACUGUCUUGUGAUCAAACAAUUACAAGCAUAUGCUUAUUGACAUAAAUUGAAAUACAUGUUGUUAUAGUUUGGCCUGUAGAACCAGUGUCAUAUUAGUAUUCCCAGUGUUUUGCUUCUCUUGACAUUAGUAAAAUUUUGUUGAUAACAUAAGUUGUCAAAUAUUAAAAUUACAGCAGACAUUUUAAAGCAUUCCAUGUUGUUGAAUUCUCCCUAAAUAUUAUAAGCAGUUUUAUCUGCGUAUUAAAUAUUCAUAACUAGUUACUUGGGUCAUCAGUUAUAUGUAUUGUAUUCAAUUUAAAUAGUGUAAUUAUGUACUGUUUAGUCUAAAGCAUCCUUUACUUAAGUCUGGUGGGUGUAGUCAAGUAAGGAUGCUGAUAGAUAACUAUCAUGUAUCAAAAUCAGAUGUUUUGAAUAUUGACACAAUUCAUAUUAAUGUAAUUGCAAUGUAGGAAAAUCUACAGUUACGUAUUUGAUGAUUUAAUCAUCAAUCUUUCAGAUGUGUAAAAUUUGGCAGUGAAUAUUGGUUCACUAUUUUACUUUUAAGAGUUUUUAGGUAAAUGGGCUCUAUGCCAGCCCAUGGCUUAGGUAAUGUAAUCCUAAACAGUGAUUUAAUUAUUGUUUGCUUUAAUGUGCUGACAUUUUCGUUAAAAUUUAACUUGCAGUGCUUUUUGUUAAUAUUUCUCUUGUAAGUUUUGAAUGUAUUUUGUUUAAGUUAGGCUCAGCAACAGAGUGACAUAUAGUUCUUGCAGAAACAGUGCCGUGAUCCGUUUUGUCGGAUCACUUGAAUUUUUUAAGACUGAUCAUUUAUUCAUUGUUAAGUUAUGCUAGUUCGAGCCACCAUAUUGGUAGUACAUAACAAGUGUGCGUGUGUGUUUAUUGUACCUAUUUGUGUAUGUAUGUAUUUGAUAAUACGAAUAAUUGUAUUGUAUUAGGUGUUGCUGCCUCAUAGUAUUACAGAGAUUCUUUAGAUAAAUAUUAGCAAUAAGUUGUGGAUCUUACUUUUAACUUGGUUAUACAUUACAUCAAUUCUCCUUAAUUUAUAAGAAGUAUUCAUUAAUGGACCUCUGAAUCUCUCUAAAUCUUUGAGGCAUUAAUUUAAUACUAUUUGUAUGUUGUGAGUGUUACACAGACAUUGUAUUAUUUAUUUUGCAUUUGUCUCUGAUAUUGACUAGGGUAUAGAAUAUAUUUUAAAACAAUACCUAUCUAGGACUUCAAAUCUAAAAAGUCUUCUAAUUGCCACGUUUGUUGCAAAUUACAUUGUAAGCAACUCCAAUUGUAGUUUGUGACGGAUAGAUAGCAUUUUACUGCCUAGUCUUGUAAAGACUUCAGCUACCUAAGUCCUGAGAGUUUUUGAUUAGAAGUCCUGGCCGAUGGAUUCCCUGAAUGGCUUACUCCGCACUCUGUUCCUGAGUCCAUAGUUUUAAGGAGUUGUCUGCCUACCGCCUUUUACAUUAUGUCAGUUUAGAAUAAUUAACAAUGUAAUAUAACGGACUUGGUUAUACUAUUAGUGUAGUCGAUAGUAAUAAGAGAUUUUAAGUCAAAGAAAGCAAGUUAAAUUGUUUAAAAUGUGUUAUUAUUUAUGUCUUAAAGUAUUAAAAUGGUUAUUUCUUAUUAAUUAGUUUGUAAAUGGUAAUCAUCUGUAUGUAAUCGAGCUCUUUCCUUUGUCGUAUAUUGUAUAGCUAAAACCAAUAAAACAUCUACAUUAAUUUAUUUUUGCGGAUUGAAAAUGAUACUUUAUCGUAUGCAAGUGAAGACUGAUUGUGUUAAGAAAACGGCAUCAGGAGAGCGUGUUUAUUAAAAGUGCACAAAAUAUACAUAUUCAUUGUGAGACCCAUCAAUAUCUCUAGUCUAGGUAGGAGCUCGGCUGUAAUGCUGAAAUAAUUCUCAGUGUUUUCAUACUAUAAUGAUAUACUAAUAGAAUAAUAGCCACCAAGUUCAUGCUUGUAACAAUUUGAGCUUACUUUCGAAUGAAAAUUGAGAAUUAUUUUGGUGAACUCUGUAGUUAGAUAUAAGAUUCCCCCGUAACAUAAGCCAGCACAGUGUUGAUCAUUCUGGUAAAUAGCUUGGUCAGGUUAGUUCGUGCCAUGUUUUAUUGGUUUUAAGCACCUCAUUGUGAAUAUUUCCAUUUUCUACACUCUAUCGCGUGAAAUGUUGUCUAUCAUGUGUUAAAUUCUGACUAUUCCUAAGUAAAUUGUACAUUCAGCUUUCAAACCGAAUAAGUCAGUUAUGAAAAUGUUCAAUUUAUAUUGCAUUUAAAGUUAAGUUUUGGUUCAAAUAAGUGUCUUUAUUGAGCCUUAAAUUCAGUUAUGGAUUUAUUGACAGGGGAGAGACGACUAUUUUUGUUGUAAACCACCCCUUGGAUGGCAAACCUUACAACAGUAUUCAAUACUCAAACUUCUAUGUGAAUAUUGUUGUGACAUGAAAUAACCAGUAUGUUCUGUAGCAAUAUCCACCAUAAAUAAAUGUGCUUGCAGUACUGCUGGCAAGUCUGGGGACAAUAUAAUUUUUAAAUACUUGUCUAUUCUCUGUCAAUUAAAAAGCUCAUAUGUUCCUAUACAUAUUGCUAUUGUAUAAUAAUUUACAAUUCAUUCAUAAACUAAGAUUAUGAUAAAGUGUAGAAAAUAAUGCAUGGAUGUUUCCUUUUGAUAUGAAAUUGAUAAAAAAUAUUUCCUCUGAUUUUAAUUGUACCACAUUUGACCUAUAUUUACGAAUAUUUAUAAAAUAUUGAUA
Molecule: messenger RNA, 4838 nt
Organism: Pectinophora gossypiella (pink bollworm)
Lineage: Eukaryota; Metazoa; Arthropoda; Insecta; Lepidoptera; Gelechiidae
Gene: crp
Product: transcription factor AP-4
Exons: 3
Coding region: 298-1338 (346 amino acids)
Biological process (GO): regulation of transcription by RNA polymerase II
Cellular component (GO): nucleus
Molecular function (GO): DNA-binding transcription factor activity, RNA polymerase II-specific; RNA polymerase II cis-regulatory region sequence-specific DNA binding; protein dimerization activity
Source: RefSeq, a predicted model, not a curated record